Messenger RNA from Postia placenta MAD-698-R-SB12, 444 nucleotides. RefSeq lists its product as hypothetical. Lineage: Eukaryota; Fungi; Basidiomycota; Agaricomycetes; Polyporales; Adustoporiaceae. The transcript has a single exon. Bases 1 to 444 code for a protein of 147 amino acids. The record is from RefSeq and is a predicted model, not a curated record.
AUGGAACUGCAGUCAGCCGUCAGCCCGGCCUGUCUCUUUCUUUCUUUCUUUUGCCCACCCAGCCUCUCAGCGCCGCUUCACCCGACUGAAGUGAAGCUGGUCUCAUUCUCGAAGCUGGCUAUCGCUUGUGCUCAGCCGGUCGCCUCGAUCCCACCGCGGGCCGUGUGUGCGCGCGUAUUCCGGCUUUCCGACGGCGUGGUGUACAUGUCUAACUGUUUCUCUCAUGGACGGCUUCUUGCUGCAUCGUGGCCAGCGCUAGGGAAUGGUCUAACAACCUUCUAUCAGCCUAUCUCCGCCCGAGCCCUGGGCGGGCAUCUGUCGCAAGCGGGUCUGUUCUCACCCUCACGGUUGCAAUCCCGACAGCGAGGCGCACUCGGAUCGUUCAGGCAUACCAGUGGGCAUAUCGCAUUGCGGGUACCUAAAAAGUGGUACCUGGCUACAUAA